This is a messenger RNA of Dracunculus medinensis (Guinea worm), 1461 nucleotides long. The record is from the annotation of a GenBank genome assembly. NCBI's taxonomy places the organism in Eukaryota, Metazoa, Nematoda, Chromadorea, Rhabditida, Dracunculidae.
AUGGCUUUGAUAUUGUGUGGAGUUCGGGCUGCUCGCAAUCUUCAUUCACCACUUCUUCAUAAUAUUCUGCGAUCUCCAAUGUUAUUUUUCGAUACAACUCCGAUAGGUCGAAUUUUGAAUCGACUUGGAAAGGAUAUCGAUGUAAUCGACCAAUUACUGCCACUAAAUUUUCGUUAUUUUAUGAUGUGUAUAAAAUUUUUCGUUCCAACAUCAAGGCAAAUGAAACGGUUGGAAAGCAUCCAUCGAUCACCAAUUUAUUCACAUUUUGGUGAAACUAUUCAAGGUUCUGUAUCGAUUCGAGCCUAUAAUCAGGUCGACAGAUUUUGCGAAAUAUCUCAAGACUGCGUUGAUACUUACAUUCGAGUUAAAUAUCUUAACCUGAUAUCAUUUCGAUGGUUAGCUGUGCGACUAGAGUUCAUUGGCAAUUGUGUUAUACUUUUCACCUCUCUUUUCGCAGUUUUAUCACAAAACUGGGGAAUGGCGAUAACGGCCGGUAUUGCUGGUCUCAGUAUAUCGUGUUCGCUUAAUGUAACAGAAGCAUUGAACUUUGCGGUGCGGCAAAUUAGUGAAUUGGAAUCCAAUAUCGUCGCUGUUGAGCGAGUAAAAGAAUAUGCUGAAGUAGUUACUGAGGCUGAGUGGCGAAUUCCUAAUUGCAUAAAAGAAAAAGGUUGGCCAAAUUAUGGCUCUAUUGAAUUUCACAACUAUUCAACUCGUUAUCGACCUGACCUUGACUUAGUUAUCGAAAAAAUGAAUGCCAAAAUUUACCCAGCAGAGAAAGUUGGCAUUGUUGGGAGGACGGGUGCAGGAAAGUCUUCCCUUACUUUAGCUUUGUUUCGAAUGAUUGAACCUACUGAAGGGCAAAUCCUAAUUGAUCAGCUGAGCAUUACUGAUCUUGGAUUACAUGAUUUACGUUCCAAUCUCACUAUAAUACCACAGUUGAAAUCGCAUUCUUUAAACAAAACUCUAACCAAUGAUGUUCUUCAGGAACCCGUCCUCUUUUCUGGAACUCUCCGCUUCAAUUUAGAUCCUUUUCAAGAAUAUGAAGAUAAUCAAAUUUGGCAGGCAUUGCACUUAUCGCAUCUUAAAAGCUUUACUGAUGGAUUAACAGAUGGUUUAAAUUUCACGCUUACUGAAGGAGGUGAAAAUAUGAGCGUUGGGCAACGUCAACUUGUUUGCUUGGCUCGAGCUUUACUGCGGAAGAGCAAAGUUUUGAUUUUGGAUGAAGCCACGGCGGCUGUGGAUUUACUUACCGAUAAUCUUAUUCAGGAUACCAUUCGCCGAGAAUUCAAAUCAUCCACAGUUGUAACUAUUGCACAUCGACUUAAUACAAUUAUGGAUUAUGAUAGAGUGAUGGUAUUAGAAAAAGGUCGAAUUAAAGAAUUUGACGCACCACAAGUUCUUCUUUCCGAUCAUUCAUCAAUGUUUUACGCUAUGGCUUUAGAUGCUAAACUUAUCGAAUAA